AUGACGUUCGUCUACAAGCUGUUAGUUAUUUGUCGAAGCAUAGCUAGCUUGGUGGACGCCCACGCGUAUUUGGUAGAUCCACCUAGUGGUCAACAAUUGCAGAGUAAAGCCGGUGUCGAGUACUGCCCACACUGUUACAACGGCGGCGGUACUGGUACUGUACAGGGGUUGACUCCUGCGGGUGAAUGGCCGUUCGGGAGUUGGCCGUUGGCGUAUGGCGAGUACAAAGAGAGAGAUGCCACCGCUGUCAGGCACGGUCUCUGUGGUGAUGCUGCUAAUGGGGCGUCACUCUACGAACCCGGAGAUGCGCGCAAUGUAGGAAGAACUACACGCAAGACUUAUACUGCGGGAAAAUUUGUAGAAUUCACGGUCGGAGUAUCGACACACCAUCGCGGCCAUUAUGAGUUUCGACUUUGUGAGCUUCAAGAAGGGUACGAACCGCCUAUAAAGUUCGAGAAAAAAAAUUCUGAGUUCGAAUAUUUACAAUCAACUUAA
Messenger RNA from Sphaeroforma arctica JP610, 495 nucleotides. RefSeq lists its product as hypothetical. The record is from RefSeq and is a predicted model, not a curated record. The transcript has 2 exons. Lineage: Eukaryota; Ichthyosporea; Ichthyophonida. The coding region runs from base 1 to 495 and encodes 164 amino acids.